AUGGACCGCGUCCUGGUCCAGCGCUUCAAGCCCGAGACCAAGACUGCUUCGGGUAUCUUCCUUCCUGAGAGCAGCGUCAAGGAGCAGAACGAGGCUCAAGUCCUCGCCGUUGGCCCCGGUGCCCUUGACAAGAACGGUCAGCGCCUUCCUAUGGGUGUUGCUCCCGGUGACCGUGUCUUAAUCCCUCAGUUUGGUGGCAGCUCCAUCAAGGUUGGUGAGGAUGAGUACACCCUCUUCCGGGACUCUGAGAUCCUCGCCAAGAUCAGGGAGUAA
Molecule: messenger RNA, 273 nt
Organism: Aspergillus tanneri
Lineage: Eukaryota; Fungi; Ascomycota; Eurotiomycetes; Eurotiales; Aspergillaceae
Gene: HSP10
Product: GroES family chaperonin
Exons: 3
Coding region: 1-273 (90 amino acids)
Cellular component (GO): mitochondrial matrix
Molecular function (GO): protein-folding chaperone binding; ATP binding; metal ion binding
Source: RefSeq, a predicted model, not a curated record